Musa acuminata AAA Group (dessert banana) is the source of this 933-nucleotide messenger RNA. RefSeq lists its product as uncharacterized. NCBI's taxonomy places the organism in Eukaryota, Viridiplantae, Streptophyta, Magnoliopsida, Zingiberales, Musaceae. The coding region runs from base 69 to 758 and encodes 229 amino acids. The record is from RefSeq and is a predicted model, not a curated record. The transcript has a single exon.
CAAGCCACCGAAAGCUUGGCCGUCUCCAAAAACUGCGCAACGAGAGAGAAGCGAAGGAAGAGCGGAGGAUGGGAGCCGAUCAGAGAUCUACGACUGAGUCAGCGGUUCCGUGGUGGAGGAACGAGGAGGAGGAGAAGGUGGUAGAGGACGAAGCCGGAUGGAAGUGCUGGAAACACCCGCUGCAGCCCCACUACGGCGUCUGCCCCGCUUGCCUCCGCGAUCGCCUCCUCCGUCUCUGCCCCGAUUGCGCCAGCGUCCGACCCUGCGGCUGCUUCCCCUCCCCCUCCUCCUCGGCCUCAUCCUCCUCUCCCUCCUCCGCCGAGCUGGCCGGACCCGGCGGGGUGGGCCGCGGCACGGGUGUGGGAGCGGUGGGACCCAUGUCGCGGCUCAUCGACAGCGAGCCAUCGUUCCGGAGGUCCCAGUCGGUGGGGUUUCCGCUACACCGGUCGACGUCGGUGUCGGCACCCCCCGUGGACGACGUAGCGGCGGCGCCGAGAUCGCGGGGUAGCGGCAAAGGGUGGGCGCCGUUCUUGCUAUUCUCGAAGGCGGCGAGGAAAAAGGAUUCGGCGGGGUCGGAGCUGUACAGGUCGAGGUCGGUCGCAGCGGGCCGAGCCCAGGCCGCAGGCUGCGGCGACGAGGAGGAGGGAAAGGGGAAGGGAGGGCGGCGGUGGUACUUUCCGAGCCCGAUGAAGGUUCUCCGGCACUGGAAGUCGGCGACGAAGGUGGUGCAGGUACGGUCGCCGCUGUGGCGCGGGUGAGAAUCUGCGCACGCGACAAAAAAGAAAGAUGUCCGGAGGGGGAGAUCGUGCACCUGCAUUAGCGUGGAUGUAUUAGCAUUAGCAUUGGUAUUGUUAUUAUUACACUCGUCGACGCUGCUGCAAUAGAUUUUAUGCCUUGGAAACCAACCUCGCAAGUGGAGGUGAUUAAGAUCGA